CAGAGAGGAAGAAAGGGGGAGACUGACCGAUUGAAAACGCUUUCACACAAAUAAUGAGCGGCAGCGGGCGGCCCAGGACCAGCUCGUUCGCUGAGCCCCCAGGAGCUCCCGGAGCCGCCGCGGCCGGUGCCGGAUCGGCGGUAGCCGGCGGGAGCUCGGCAGGAAAAGCUGGGGCUUCACAGGCAAGUGGAAGCAGCUCGUCGAGCUUCGGAAAUCUGAAACUGUCCAGAGAUAGUGGGAAGGUGACGACGGUGGUAGCCACACCUGGGCAGGGCCCAGAUCACCCACAGGAAGUAUCCUACACAGAUAUCAAGGUUAUUGGCAAUGGCUCCUUUGGAGUGGUCUACCAAGCCCGCCUCAUUGACAGCCAGGAGAUGGUGGCAAUCAAGAAGGUUCUACAGGACAAGAGGUUUAAGAACCGAGAAUUACAGAUCAUGAGGAAGCUGGAUCACUGCAACAUUGUGAGGCUACGCUACUUUUUCUACUCCAGCGGAGAGAAGAAAGAUGAGGUGUAUCUGAAUCUGGUGUUGGACUAUGUCCCUGAGACUGUGUACAGGGUGGCCCGGCACUUCAACAAGGCCAAGACCACCAUCCUCAUCUAUGUUAAGGUAUACAUGUACCAGCUGUUUCGCAGUCUGGCUUAUAUCCAUUCCCAGGGUGUGUGUCACCGAGACAUCAAGCCCCAGAAUCUGCUGGUGGAUCCAGAGACAGCCAUCCUCAAACUUUGUGACUUUGGCAGUGCGAAGCAGCUAGUGCGCGGAGAGCCAAACGUGUCCUAUAUCUGCUCACGGUACUACCGCGCCCCCGAGCUCAUAUUUGGCGCCACCGACUAUACGUCCAACAUCGACAUCUGGUCAGCCGGCUGUGUGCUGGCUGAACUGCUGCUAGGACAGCCCAUCUUCCCUGGGGACAGUGGCGUGGACCAGCUGGUAGAGAUCAUCAAGGUUCUGGGGACUCCGACAAGAGAGCAGAUCCGUGAGAUGAACCCCAACUACACAGAGUUCAAAUUCCCACAGAUCAAAGCACACCCCUGGACAAAGGUGUUCAAACCCCGAACCCCUCCGGAGGCCAUUUCACUGUGCUCCCGUCUGUUGGAGUACACGCCGGUGACCAGGCUCUCCCCCCUGGAGGCCUGUGCCCACGCGUUCUUUGAUGAGCUUCGCCUGCCCAACACCCGCCUGCCCAGCGGUCGAGACCUGCCUCUCCUGUUCAACUUCAGCCCUGUUGAGCUGUCUAUUCAGCCCCAGUUGAACUCCACACUCAUUCCUCCUCACGCUCGCGCACAGACGUCACCUGCCUCACAUGAGGGCAGUGUCUCAGACAGUCCCGCCCAGCCCAGCUCAGCACCUGGAUCCAUCAACAACAGCACCUGAGCACCAUUCCCCUCCGUCGCCCCCUUCUCUUGUCUUUCCCCCUUUCCUUUCCUCACCUCCUCCGCUGUUCUCUCUCUCCCACCUCCUUACUGGCUCCAAACCUCUCAAAAAUACAACAAACAAAAAACAAAAAAACAAAAACAAAAAAAAAGAGAAAAAAAAUCGAUACACACCCACACAAACACUUAACAUAGCUUAUUUCCCCUGGAUGUUAACCGUUUCCAGUGUAGACUAAAUUCUGUGGCUUUGGGCUUCAGGAGUGUGUAGGUGUUUCAAACGCUCAAAGUAGCCAUGUUUGAUAUAAGCUGCUCGUCUGAGCCCAGCGUGGCCCUGGUCCAGUCUGUUCAAAUGGAGGAACUAGCAGCACGGGGGUAGCCUAGAACGUUAUCCGAGGUGAGACGCGGGCAUUGCACAUGUUCGGUGGAUCUAACAAUAGGAUCUCCUGUAUUAUAAAGCUGAUGAUUAAAUUUUAACCCCUUUUUUAUGUUCUAUUUAUUUGUAAUAAUUUUAUGUGCCGGGAGAAUGGGGGGUCGGUGUGAACUUUAGAGUUCAGGGCAGUGUUCGAGGCCUGAAAGUCGACAAUCAUCCUUUAGUAAAAUAAAAUAUUUAAUGGUUGUGUUGUCCACCUUGUAGAGAGACCUAGUGGAAAAGGUGGUGGCUUUUUCGGUCAGUCUGUUCCGUGGAGUCUACCUACAUGUCAGUUCACUCCGCCGUACGGCAAACUGAGGAAAAGAAUAAGAGUUAUCUCGUUGUUUUAUCUCAAUUUCAUACCAAAUGGAAAGCAACACAAUUUGCUGAAUUGGCUGAUUUUCCCUGACGUUUUAGAAAGCGUGAUUUUAGAUGUCAAUAUUAAUGAUUGGUCUUUUUUUUACACCCCCCCCCCUCCCCAAUUAUACUUGGCCAAUUACCCCACUCUUCUGAGCCGUCCCGGUCGCUGUUCCACCUCCUCUGCCGAGCCGGGGAGGGCCACAGACGACCACAUGCCUCCUUCGAUACAUGUGGAGUCGCUGGCCGCUUCUUUUCACCUGACGGUGAGGAGUUACGCCAGGGGGACAUAGCGCGUGGGAGGAUCACUAUAUUCCCUCCCAGUUUCCCCUCCCCCUCGAACAGGCGCCCCGGCCGACCAGAGGAGGCGCUAGUGCAGCAACCAGGACACAUACCCACAUCCGGCUUCCCACCCGCAGACACGGCCAAUUGUGUCUGUAGGGGCGCCUGACCAAGCCGGGGGAAACACAGGGAUUCGAACAGGAGAUCCCUGUGUUGGUAGAUGACGGGAUAGACCGCCACGCAACCCGGACGCCCCAAUGGUUUGGUCAUUUAAAUGAUAGAGCCUGUUUUAGAAUAUGAGCUUUCUUUGGCUAUUUCUUCUCGUUUUAGUCUUAACUGUCUUAAUUCAGUCAGAGCUUUCUCUUAUUUUAAGUCGAGUUUUUUUUAAAAUUUUCCUCAGUAUAAACUUGUGUUCCUGUCAGUUUAGCUGGAAGGCCGUUGUUUCGUGUAAAUGUAAUGGGAGUUUUGCACAACUGUGGGGGGAGUAGAGAGGAACAGCAAGGGUCUAGGUGUAGAUAUUUAAAUAUAUCCAAAUGGUAAUGGAGCGGGUGCCAUUGGGGGGGGGGGGUUUCUAGUUUUGUUAAAUGAAUUGUACAAUGUCCUAGUGUGGGCGUCUGGGUGGCGUGGCGGUCUAUUCCGUUGCCUACCAACACGGGGAUCACCGAUUCGAAUCCCCGUGUUACCUCCGGCUUGGUCGGGUGCCCCUACAGACACAAUUGGCCAUGUCUGCGGGUGGGAAGCCGGAUGUGAGUACGUGUCCUGGUCGCCGCAUGAGGGGCGCCUCCCCUCAGUUGGGGAACUGGGGGGGGGGAUAGCGCGAUCCUCCCACGCACUACGUCCCCCUGGCGAAACUCACCGUCAGGUGAAAAGAAGUGGCCGGUGACGCCACGUGUAUCGGAGGAGGCGUGUGGUAGUCUGCAGCCCCUCCCCGGAUCGGCAGAGGGGGGGGUGGAGCAGCGAACAGGACGGCUCGGAAUAGUGGGGGUAAUUGGCCAGGUACAAUUGGGGAGAAAAUGGGGGGGUUGGGGUGGGGAUCCAAAAAGAAAGUAUGUCUCAUACGUCACAUCUGUAUUUGUCUAGAACACAAGUCUGUAAAGUCAGUAGACGCCUCUUUUCGUCGUGUGACACCGCUGUAGCGUUCAGGUUCAUAUGAGCUUGAUUAUUUUCACAGAUGGAGAUAGAUUUAGGUGCUGGCACUGAGACUACUUUGGGUUCAGAGACCAUCGGCCAUUUUCAAUAUUCACCUAGCUCUCGUCAUUUCCUGUUAAGCCCACUCACACAGUAGUUCUCUGUGCAGGGGAAAGUGUUUGUGUGUAUGUGUUUGUGGUCUUUGAACGGGCGACACGAGAUCGUUCACAACUCCUUUACCCGACCAACCCGCUUGUGGCACUCAUCUGGUUCUCCUCCUCGUUCCCGUAACGGUGGCAGAUACCGCUCGUAAGCGCCGGCGCAGCCUCACGCGCUCCUUCCGCUGACACGGCGAGACAAAGUUUUCUUCCAGCUGCCACAACGGGGGCGUGCAUGUUCACCACUGCACCACUAAGACAACUUCCACCGACGUCGACGACGCUCUGGUCUGAAACGGCGCCCGGACCACCUUUCCAAAUCCAACCCCUUUUUCCGGAGCCUCCCCUCGCAUUCCUCGCCCCUACCCCCCCCCCACAUACACACACACACACACACACCUCCCCCUCUCCCUCACUCCUCUCACUGUAAAUAUCCAGUACCUUUUAUUUUAUUUUGUUAUUUUUAUUAUUAUUGUUAUUAUAUUGUUGUUCUUGUAAUUUCUUUUAUUUUAUUUUAUUUUUUUUUCUCUUUCUCUCUCUCUUUCUCUCGUAGGCAGGAGCCAGGCACGGCAGUUGACCUGGCUCUUCAUCCCCCCCGUCUGUAAAUACAUUUUCAUUUCAGUCCCCGGUUUGGGGGGUGGGGGGACAGAACAAAAAUGUUUCUCUCAUUUUUUUUUCUCUCUCUCUCUCCCUCCAUUUCUCUCGCUGCCCCCACCCCCCACCCCUGUAAAUGUUCUCAUAAUUGUAUUUAUUCUGUUGUUUUUUUGGCGGGAUGAUAAUUUGUUUGCUUUGCUUUUUUUUUUUUUUUUUGGCUCUUGAAUUAGAUGGCAAAAUUUGUUUUCUUUCAUUUUGAAGAUCAGCAUUGUCACAUGAACGUUUUUUUUUUCCAACAUCCAAGAUACUGUACUUUGAUCCAGUCGUUGGAGCGAGCUUUCCAAUCGACGGUGUUUGUAUGUCUGUACGUGUACAUGCUCGCCAGCAGGUGGAACUACAGGUUUCCGUUCGAGUUCAAUGUGAAUUGAAUGUUAACAUGCCUCUGGGUUCUGCAGGGCGUCGGUGUUGGGAGCCAGCACAGACCAGCGUGUAUAGGGGGGGGGGCAGCGGGGAGGGGGAUAUAUGUGUGUUUUUUGUGCGCUUCCUCCUGUUUUGCUUUCUGCAGUGGGGUUCACCUGUUACUUCAGUGCGCGUGCGUGUGUGUGUGUGUGUGCGCGUCUCUGUGUGUGUUUUACAGAUAGUGGUUGAUUGAAUCACUACAGCGCAACUGCAGGGAAUGUAUGCAUUUGUUUAUUUGUGUACCGGAAGAAUGUGGACAUAACUCUUACGUGCCCCCCCCCCUCCUCCUCCCUGACAUUUCCCUAAAAUGAAGUGAGAUGACUUAAUGUGUUCUUUUUAAUGCUUUUCGUCUUCCCCUUCCCUGUCAUUCGUUGGUUUUUAAUUUUGUUGUGAUCCUGCUCUUUUCUCGCCCUGACCCACAAGGGUCAAAACGUCACUUGUUGGGAACAGAACGGUUGUACAAAAGGAGACGAUGGAGAGAGAGAGAGAAAAGAAAGAGAGAGAGAGGGAUGGAGAGGGAGAGAAUGUUUUUGUUUGUUGGUAUAAAUAAUUAAACUCAUUAAUAAAGUGAUG
Molecule: messenger RNA, 5332 nt
Organism: Lampris incognitus (smalleye Pacific opah)
Lineage: Eukaryota; Metazoa; Chordata; Actinopteri; Lampriformes; Lampridae
Gene: gsk3ab
Product: glycogen synthase kinase 3 alpha b
Biological process (GO): negative regulation of TOR signaling; extrinsic apoptotic signaling pathway in absence of ligand; insulin receptor signaling pathway
Cellular component (GO): axon; cytosol; nucleus
Molecular function (GO): protein serine/threonine kinase activity; ATP binding
Source: RefSeq, a predicted model, not a curated record